CGUGUUCAUCUUCGUCUUCAGGCGAGAGCUGGUUUACUGUUUCUCUCUCUCUCUCUGUCUCUUAUUUUUGUUUCCUUGCUUCAUUUGCAAUUUUUUAAUCCCCUUAGUGUUCAUAUUCACUUUCAUUCUUUUCCGAAGUAUUUAAUUGGUACCGAGCAGAGCUCGAAGCAUCACAACUCUACCACCCAUUCUCCAACCUCGCAGAAGAGACACCUCGGUGGAAGCGCCAACCUCUUGUCGUCUUGUCGUCCUCUCCCUCUCCCUCUCCCUCUCCCUCUCCCUCUCUCUCGCUCUCUCUCUGCUUCCCCCCCACAAUGGACUACUCCAGCCCACCGCCAGGCGACCGCGACUCGUGGUUCGCACCAAUGUCCCUCGACCUCAUCCUCAAGGUCCUCAACGUAUCCUUCUUCCACCCCUUCGUCGCCUGGAUCAUUCCCCUCAGUUUCCGCGCCCAGACCAUGCACUGGGACGCCCCACCCAUGCUGCUCUCCAUCGCCUGGGCCGCCUUCCUGACCCUGACCUGGGUCGCCGGCAUCAUCAACCAGCGCAUCGCCUACGGCCCUCCGCGCCACGUCGACCUCUCCGAGGAAGUCAUCGUCAUCACCGGCGGCUCUAGCGGCCUGGGCCUCCUCAUCGCCGAGGUCUACGGCAUGCGCGGCGCCUCCGUAGCUGUGCUCGACGUCCGCGACAUGGAGAACGGCGAGGCCCGCGGCGUGACCUUUUACAAGUGCGACGUCAGCGAUAAGGACCAAGUAGCCCGCGUCGCCGCCCAAAUUGAACGUGAUCUCGGCCCGCCGACAAUCCUCAUCAACAACGCCGCCAUCGUAAACGGCAAGCCCCUCCUCGACCUCGACCUCCCCUCCAUCGAGCGCUCCAUCUCCACCAACCUCCUCGGCGCCUUCUACACCCUCAAGGCCUUCCUCCCCUCCAUCACCCGCGCCGAGGAAGGCGGCACCAUCGUCACCGUCUCCUCCGUCCUCGCCCACCUCGGCGCCGCCCACCUCACCGACUACUGCGCCGCCAAGGCCGGCCUGACCGCCCUCCACCGCUCCCUCGAGGCCGAGCUCCGCGCCUCCCACCCGCACGUGCGCGCCGUCCUCGUCGAGCCGGGCCAGCUCUCCACCCCGCUCUUCCACGGCGUGCGCUCCCCCAACGCCUUCCUCGCCCCCGUCGUCGAGCCCGUCGACGUGUGCCGCGCCGUCGUCGCCGCCAUCGACGCCGGCCGCGGCGCCCGCGUCGCCACCCCCUUAUACGCCCGCUGCGCCCCCUGGUAUAACGUCCUGCCCGCCGCCCUGCAGGUCGUCGCCCGUCGCCUGUCGGGCGUGGAUUAUGCUAUGCGCUCGUUCCGCGGUCGGUCGCUCGCUGGGGAGAAGGAGGAGAAGAGGGCGGACUGAUGGGAAGUGCGUUACCGCCUGGUGACGGCACCCGAUGGCAGAGGAGGUUCGGAAGUAGGGGGAGAUCGGCGCGGGCGCCCACGAGGACUGGGGGGAACAUAGAAGACACAUUAGAAAACAACCCAAUCGAAUACCCCAAUG
Molecule: messenger RNA, 1535 nt
Organism: Sodiomyces alkalinus F11
Lineage: Eukaryota; Fungi; Ascomycota; Sordariomycetes; Glomerellales; Plectosphaerellaceae
Product: NAD(P)-binding protein
Exons: 2
Coding region: 315-1394 (359 amino acids)
Molecular function (GO): oxidoreductase activity, acting on the CH-OH group of donors, NAD or NADP as acceptor
Source: RefSeq, a predicted model, not a curated record